UUGAGGGACAUCAGCGAUGGAUGACAGCAUCAGGAGCUAAUCUGUGCUACUCUUCAAAGGCUCAAACAGUGUUUACAGGAGCUGGUGAGGAUGUGGGGAAAGUUUACGGAGACCCACAAACACUCUGCAGUCGGUACCGAGUCCGUUUUGUCAGGCUCGUCAAAUGUCAGAACAAAAUCUCCACACAUCCGUUUUAUGAGGUAGGUAGGUGUGUCAGACCUGAUUUCAUCAGGUUUGGGUUUAUGUUGCCAGAAUAAAACACACAUCUACUUACGAUUUGGAAGCAGCGCUAGCAGCAGGAGCCAGGAGGUCAGAGCCAGGAGGUCAGAGCCAGGAGGUCAGAGCCUGCAGCCGGCGGACAGAGCCAGCAUCUCGCCAUGGCCACUGCGCGCUUCCCCGGGAAGAGUGUGGACGUGGCCGCCGCCAACUGGACGGCCCCGGCACUGGGCCGGCCAGUGUGUGUCAACGGGACGCCGUGGAUCCUGUACCUGCUGGAGGAGUGUGUGGAUAAUGUGUGGGAAUACUGCAGCGUGGUGAUAGGACUCAUAUCCAUGUUCUGCUUUCUGCUGUCCACUUUACCGCAGGUCUAUGAGGCCUAUCGGAACGGCAAAGUGGAGGAAGCCAUGUCUUUUGGCUUUCUUUUCUUCCUCUUCAGUGGAGACGUGACCAGCUUUGCAGGCUGCUACCUCACUAGCCAGCUGCCCAUUCAGGUAGUCACAGUGGUGUUCUACAUCUUCACAGACCUGAUUCUCAUCUCCCAGUUUCUCUACUAUAAGAUCAAGAACAGCUCCAGCAGAAAAAGCCCUGUGUUGAAGUGGCUGUGCUUCAUGUGGUGUGGUGCUGCUACCUUAGCUCUGCUGGCCUUACCCAAACUCCUCAUAGACAAUAGUACAACUUUAGACACCCAGAGUCCAACUACCUCUAAAUCAGUGGAAAUCACUGGCUAUAUAUGUGGAUACCUGGCAUCUGUCUUCUACCUCUGCUCUCGUUUGCCCCAGCUUUAUAAAAAUUUCCAGCGGCAGUCUACAGAGGGCACCUCUUACCUAUUGUUUGCCCUGGCUAUGAUGGGCAAUGGGACAUAUGGGUUGAGCGUCAUCGUGGUCCUGCCUGCUCUGAGGGGCUCCAAACAGACCUUCAUCAUCAAACAUCUGGCCUGGCUCAUUGGCAGUCUGGGAGUCCUCAUACUUGACUUCUUUGUGACUGCCCAGUUCAUCCUGUACAGGAGGAACACCUCUACUAAAAGCAGCACGCUAAUCGGCAUCCCAGAAGUAGAGCCACUUCUGUGCGAGGAAGUGGAACUGUCGGUGUUAUAGGACACAGAGGGGACGACAACAUGGACCACUUACACAAGAAUGGACUGGUCAGUCUGUGGUUUGUUUUGGAUAAUUCAGUGGCUUCUCGGUGGUCAUUGAUUUACUCGUUUCAACCUAAGAGAACAAAGACAUUGCAGAAGUGUUGUAGAAGAUAAUAGUCGGCUAUUCUAGUGCGUCUUUAUAGUCUGAUAUUCUGCUGUGAAUAGGACAAACACCACGAUCAACUCUUCUAUUGGUUUAAUGUUGUAUUAAGGCAGGAAAAGAUCUGCUCAAUAAAUGUUUCUGUUCACUGGUUAGUGUAGUUCAAUUUAGUACCACUUUAGACACAUUUCUGUCUGAGUAAACAUGACUGAAAUCUUUUUCUGGUAAUGAGUGCUGUCAUUUUCAAAUGGUCCCCUGGGAUUUCUUAAUUUUGAGUUGGAUGGAAUAAAUGUGUUUUUAUUUGCCAUUGGGGACUGUACACACCCAGAAGGGGGGGGGAGGGGGUGUAAAUCCCAGACAUCUUUUCACCAAUGCAAGCAUUAUGGAAGAAUGAAGUGCCUGUUUUAUUUACACAUUUCUGACAGGGUAAACACAGACGUAGAGGAUUGCAGUGUUAAACAAGGAUGCAUGGUAUGGGAUUUAAGUUUGGUAUGCGAGUGCCAUAACAUACACAGUAAUAGAGGAACCAACACUAAUGCUAACAGGAAAUUAUCUUGCAAAACAUUAGAACGCAAGACGUAUGUCAUAUGACAUUAAAUAGACAGGAUGUGGACGUCUGCAGGGGUAUAAUGGCCUCAUUCCUGUUUAAAGGGGUGUUCCGUUUUUUUUGGUUCAAGCUCUCCUGGGUAAACAUACUGUUUGUGCCUUUUUUUUAAACUUAAAAUCUUAAUAUAAAUGCACUCUAUAUCAAUUUUUAAAUUAAGUCAGGUUUCUAAGUUAGUGACUGUUUUAUUUAAGAUGUUGUUUUUCUUAGAAAAUGAAGUGGGACCUUUUUCUCUUUUUUACCCUCUAAUAUGAUCUGUGUCUGUAAGUGUUGUGUGAGUGGCAUUAAGAGUAAUGACAACCUUUUUUGUAACAUCAUCACGUCAUUCAAAGACAUGGAAGAGAGAAAGGGGGUUAGUGAUGAUGUAUUUUCAGAGAGAACAGGAACAUUAAUGGGAUGCUAUUGAGAGACUUGUUAAAGUAAUGAGGUUCAAAAUUAGCUUCCUGUUUCUAUUCUGUCAACAGGUUUAAAGCAGAGGAGACGCUCUUGUCGACUCCAAUUUAUUUUUAAAACACUUAAAAACACCUUGUUAGCUUCAUUACAGUCGUUCACAUACUGGCACAACACAAAUAGAUGACAACAAAGGAGAAAACAACAAAUAAACAAAUCGUUCUCUUAUUGAUGAGCACUUAGCAAACCUAUCCACACAUCAAUGUUGUGCCAAAUGUUAGACAGUAUGUAUGUGGUGCUGUCACCGUUUAACCUGCUCAUCUGCAUCAAUAGAGUACCGUGUACUUGCCGAGAUCUGCAGAUUUCUCUACCUCAUUGUUAUAGUGUGGAUUUCUCCCAGUGUGCAUGAAGAGCCGGCUCGUAACUAGAGCACAAUGGGAGAUUAAUCGAGCACACGUUGCGUUUAAAAAUGUGAAAUAACGUCGUAACAUCUGUUUUAUAAAGUAACAGUUAAGUAUAAUAUUAUCACAAUCUCAUGAAUAUGACUCACUGGCUAUAGUCAGGUGAUGCAAUAAUGUGGACUUAUGUACAUAUGGGGGGUUUGUUAUGAAUUAAGUUACUGAAAAGGACGUUUAUUUGCAAAUAUAUGCAAUUAGAGUCAAAUGUUUUUGCAAAUUAUUUUUGUAUUGCACGAUUCAUACUUUGAUCUCCCUUCUUAAUUAUUUCUGAAUUAAUCUUUUUCAAUCUAGCACUAGAAAAGUUCAUAUUUAUUGUUUAUAUUGCUACUGUAUACAGUGGUUCCCAGCCUGGGGGUCGGGACCCCAACUGGGUGUCGCCAAAGCUUCACAGAUGGUCGCAGGGCCUUGAGGAUUUUAAGGGGUGUAGGAAAACUUAAAAGAUGUACACAGGAGGACUACAUCUCAGCAUUUUGUUCAUUUAUGUGAAGAAAACUAAAUUAAAUUGUCAUUUUUAAAGUUUUUAAUGUUUUUUUUUUUUUUAUGUUUUAUUUAAGCUUGAAACUUUGAAGACAUGACAACAAGCUAUAUUCACAGAGCUUUCACUCUCUGAUAAACAUAAUAAAAGCCAGAGGUUAAAACAACCAAAUAGCUAAAAGAACUAUGUACUAGGAGUUUGACUAAAAUAAUAAAAUAAUCUGCUAAAGAUUCAUCAAAAUUGGUUGUUCUACCCAAAUUUCCUGAAAUAUCCAUAAAAUAUGUCACUUUGUCAGGAGUAGUCAGUUUACUCAAUGCUAGAAAAGGGGUCUCUUCAGGACAAAGGCUGGGAACCACUGAUAUAUAACAUGUAUUAUUUAUAAGAUGUAGUUUUUACUUUAAUAGUGACACAAUUGCUAAGAUAUAUUUAUUUUCUUUAAGCAUACUGUGCAUUUUACUGUACAUGGCCAACUUUAUUGUAAUUCUAAGCUCUGUGCCAGGGUAUGUUUACUGCCAGUGUCCUCUUAUAAAGCCUGUAUGUAAAAAAAACCACUGUAUGUAUGAUAAUAACUAUGUAUAAUGUAUGAAACUUGAAUAAACUGCAAUACACAGCAUAUCAUCAGUUAA
Messenger RNA from Dicentrarchus labrax (European seabass), 4007 nucleotides. RefSeq names its product lysosomal amino acid transporter 1 homolog. The transcript has 8 exons. Lineage: Eukaryota; Metazoa; Chordata; Actinopteri; Moronidae. Bases 378 to 1313 code for a protein of 311 amino acids. The record is from RefSeq and is a predicted model, not a curated record.